Molecule: messenger RNA, 3527 nt
Organism: Harpia harpyja (harpy eagle)
Lineage: Eukaryota; Metazoa; Chordata; Aves; Accipitriformes; Accipitridae
Gene: C13H8orf58
Product: chromosome 13 C8orf58 homolog
Exons: 12
Coding region: 14-1000 (328 amino acids)
Source: RefSeq, a predicted model, not a curated record
CCUUUGCCCGGGGAUGCUGCGCCGCCGCGGAGCCUUCAGCGUGGAGCCGCUCCGCGGCCGCGAUGGUCCCUGGGAAUCGGCGGAGAGCUGCGUGGUCCACACCUCCGCCAGCGUCUACCGCCGGCUGCAGGAGAGCCCGCGGCAGCCCCCGGGGGGGAUGAACGCCUGGGGAACCCCCCCACCGCCACCCAUCUCCCCUGGCAGCCCGCCGGCGAGCGGGAGGCUCCUCAAGUCAGAGUCGGAGGAUUCCGGAGUGGAGAUGGCCAGCAACGACCACUCGCCCCCCACCCCUUUGGGCUCCGAGAGCAGCUUCUCCCUUGACGGCUUCCCACCGGAGAAGAACCCCCCCGGAGAGGAGCCGGGUACCGAACCCCCCCGGCCAUCCCGCAGCCGCUCAGCCAGCAAAAAGCUGGUGCAGGCAGCGCAGCGUAGCAGGAGGCAGCGGGGACCCGGGCGCUGCCCGCGACAGUUCGGCCGACGCAGCGCCAACGCGGCCGACCUACAGGCAGAGCCGGCGUGGGACCCCCGGGAGCCGGAGGAGCCGAGCGUGGAGGAUCCCGAGGGAUCGGCUGUGCCGGAGAUGGUGCUGCCUGUGCCGGGGCAGGGGUUGCGGUACUUGGAGCACGUGUGCCAGAUGUUGGAGCGCCUGGCCCGGCUGCAGCAGGACAACCGGAUCCUCCGGCAGCAGGCGGCGGAUGCCCGGCGCACCCGCCCUGACACCACGCCCACCCGGGAGCCUCCGGGGCAGGAUCUGGCCGUGUGGAGGGGCGAGCGGUUCCGGCCGCGCUCCUGCUCGGACAGCCAGGCGCCAGCGCCCGACCCCGGGCCGUGCCGGAGGAUGUGGGGGUACUCGGCCAGCUCCCCCAGCCUGCUGGACCCCUCCGAGAGCGGGGUGGGCACCCCGACACCGGACAAGGACGGGCGCUCGCACUGGGGCCGGGUGAAGGUGCUGCUCACCCGCCUGACCCGCCGCUCGCUGCGGGGCGGCCGAUGCAGGUAGAGCCGGGGGGGUCCCCGGUCCCGCCGCCGCCCCUGGACGGAGGAGCUGCGCUGCACUUAUUGCAUCACACCCCACCCUAUGACGUCACGCCCUCCCGGGGCCGGUCCCCGGCCCGGCGCACAUCACCCCCCGCCCCUUCCCCCCCCCCCCCAGAAUAAAGCCUUUUCACUACCAAAGAGGCGGCUCUUUGCGAGGUGAUGUGCAGUCGCGCGGUGACGUCACUCUCCUCGGCCCGGCGUGACGUCACGCGAGGGCGCGUCACGGCCGCAUCACUUCCGAACGGCUUUUCCGCCCCUUUUGUCCUCCCGGUCCCGGUCCCAUGGCCCAGUUCAAGCGGCUGCCAUCCCCCCCCCCCCCCACCCCAUACACCCCGCGGUCUCCCCCGAGCCCCCUCCCCAGGUCAGCUCCGGGGGGGGGGGGGCGUCCCGCUGCCUCGGGGGGGGCUAAAGUGUGUGUCCCCCCCCCCCCAAGCUGAGCCCCCCGCUCCUCGCCGAGCUGCUGCCGCAGGUGGGGAAGAUGCUGGUGAAAGCUGCCUGCAGCCCGGGCCAGGCGUUCUCCAACCAGCAGCGUAUCCCGCAGCCUCUCCCGAGACCCCCGGCACCGCUGCCGCCCGUGCCAUCCCUGGGCAGCAGCAGGGCAUCCUCGGAGCCCGGCCCCUGCGCCUGCUCCAGCCUCCUGCAUCCCACCGCUUCUUCCCGGGAAACUGAACCUCUUCCCAUCACCCCCAUCCGCUCGUUUGAGCCACCUGGGGAGAUGCCCGGGGUGAGGACCAAAGGGCAGGAGCGACUCGGGCAGAUGCCCCUUCUGUGAUGCCAGGGAGAUGCUACGGCAGCACCCGGCUGCCCCGUGGCUUCUAUCACCUCCGCCUGGGCUGGCCGGACGCCUUCCCCCUCACCGGUGGUACCCCAGCCACAUCCUGGUGUCCGAAUCCGAGGAGGAUGCUGAGGUCGCUCCAGAUGAUGCUGAUUUUGCUUUCAGGGCCAAGGGCAGUUUUUAGCAGGAGAUGGAGGCCAUCGAGCAGCAAGGACCACCGAGCUACUGCUGGAGCCCGAAGCCCCCGGGGAACCAGCCCUCGUGGCCCAUCCCCACCUGGCCAGGCAGGACAGGCAGGCUGCCUGCUCCAACAUCUCCCUCUUCACCCUGCUGCAGCGCAGGAGGUGGUGGGAGAAGCUCUCCUCCGAGGUAGUUUCGGCACAGCACGGGUGGGCAGGUCCCCUGUGCCCCUCUCCCUCCCUGAAGCGGCCGUGAUGGUGGCUGAGCUUUUCCAGGAGAUGCUGCAGCAGGAUUUUUGGCUACAAGAACUACAAGGCGCUGCCAGUCUUGCUGGAGAAGGAAGAGCCACCAGAGACCAGGAAUCUGGAGCCAAGAAAGGGCUGCCGACACAGCAGAGGAGGAAGCUGAGCAGAUGUAGGUACAUAGCCGGGGGGAACCCGGUGUCCCUGGUGCAGUCCCACUCAUCCUGGGAAUUCUCAGCACAGCCUGCACCCCGCUCCGCAGCGCUGGUGUUUUGGGGAGCUUGACCUCUCCCAUCCCUAACACACGUCUGUGUUUUAGCAGCCCAAGGCUGUGGACCCAAGCGUUGUCCUGCCCCUGGAUGCUCUCCUAGCCUUUGUGUACUUCAAUUUUGAAUUUCUGUGGCUACCUGUACCAAGGGGAAGAGGAGCUCUUCGGUAGGUGUAGGGAUGAUGGGGGGUAUGGUGGAGCCUGUGCUGCUGGAGAUCGUGUGGUGGGCGAUGAGUCGUUCUUGUCCCAGGAAAACUCCCUCGGCUGCCUCCUGCCCUGGCCCAGGUCUCCCACAAUGUCACGGUGUUCAGCCUCGGGAAGGUGCUGGAGAAAGCAGAGCAGCCGACUCCAUCUGGAGAGCAAAAUCCAUGUGCUGGAGGUCAAGCUGGACUAAUGACUGCUUAGAUGAGGAACCAGCAUCCACCAGAUCUCCACCAGGACCAAGCAAAGUCCCUGCCCAUGUGGAUGUCACGCAGUGGGGUCACGGAUGGUGGCAGGGUCCCUAUGAGCCUUUUCUGUCCCGGCCCUCUCCCUGCAGAGAUGGGCUUGAGCUGGCUCCCACCCCAGGGAUGCAGAGCCAGGGCAGCCGUAGGGAUGCACAGGGUUUGCUCUGACGGGUUGUUUGCAUUUAAUGGAAACCUCUUAAGUAGGAAAUCUUGUGUGUAUCAUCGGAGACGGGGCACGGGCCGUCUCGGUGCUCUGAGCUGGACGCACAAGUCGGGGACAGACUGGCUUGUUUAGGAUGGAGGGACCCAAACACGGGGGCUGGUGCUCGCUGUGCCGCAGGCUGCCCAGCAGCUCAGAGGAAUCUCUGGAUGCGGCCGUGCCCGUAGCUGUUUCUUCGCUGCAGUUAUCCGCUCCGCACCGUAACGGCUGUCCAGCCCCUUGUCCCAUGCAGCAGCAGCGGCGGAGGGCAGCAGCGAAGGCUCCUGCAGCCUCUCCAUAUGCUGAAAGGUUCGAAUUCACUGUAUUUGACUGUAAAAUUGUAUUUCUUGUGCUUUGCUGAAGCCAUUUCCUUCCUGCA